Molecule: messenger RNA, 4863 nt
Organism: Babesia bigemina
Lineage: Eukaryota; Apicomplexa; Aconoidasida; Piroplasmida; Babesiidae
Exons: 1
Coding region: 1-4863 (1620 amino acids)
Molecular function (GO): metal ion binding
Source: RefSeq, a predicted model, not a curated record
AUGGCGUUUUUUCUGGGAGUGUUGGUGACUGUUAAAAACGAAAAUGUAGUGAUAACUUAUGAUAAAUACAUCAAUGAUGACAAUAAAAAGCUUAAAAGUGUUCUCAAACUUGUAGAUAGUAAAAUUGGCUCCGGGCGUGAUGGGCUUGCGGUGUCUGUCGCCGUGGUGAAGGGGUGGUUGGAGGGGUAUGAGAGGGAGGUGGAAAAUAAAAUUAGAGACGUUAAUGAUAAUAUUACUCAGAUUAAUAUUGCAUUUGAAUCGUAUAAAAACUUAAUAAAGCAUAGAGGUUCCGAAUCUUUAAAAAUUGUCGACGAUGCAUUAACGAACUUCAUCACUGAUGCUACAAAUGCCAUGUGCAAACUAACAGUAAGUGAAGCAGUUAUUAGUGAACUAGACACGAAUCUAAAAAUGAAAUUAUCGCAUUCCAUUGAUACGAUUGGACAAGCCAUUGACAGCUUUAAGAAAUCAGCUGAAAAUAGAGACUUGGAAUGUUUAACUGCGACAGCGCAGGAGGAAAUAGAUAAGGUGAGUAGAGAAUUAAAUGAUUUUGUGAAGUUCCGUGUAAGUAAGAUGUGGAGUGAAAUCUAUAACAUCUUUAAUAAGCAGAUUCGGGAACCUAUCAUUGGUGUUAAAGGUAACUUGAUGGAAGUUGAUACCGAUUUGUCUGCAUGGAUAGCGGCCGCUGCUAAGGUUGUCGACACGCUUAAGAGGAAAGCAGAAGAAGUUCAUAGAAGGCUAGAGGCGCAUGUCAAAAAAAUCACCGAGUAUGCUAAGGAAAUGGAGAACGGUGCAACGAAGGAAGUUGGAGACAUUCUUGCUAGUGCUGCCACGUUGUUGAACGAAACCAGGAAACAGAGUAUUGAGCUCGAUAAAAGGCGUGAAGAAGCGGAACGUCACCUGAAAGCUUUACAGGCGUCGUCGGAGACAGCCUUGCAUAAGGCCGAAGCAAAUGUUGGCAAUGUGAAGCAUCUGCAAUCGUGUAAAACGAUUCUAGAACAGAACGUUCGCAGUUUAAGAAGAGCGUGCGAUGAUAUGAACGAAUAUUAUCUUAAUGGUGUACGACAAGGUUUCGAGCCAACGGUCGCUAGUAUGGACCAUCAUCUCACACAGCUUCUAGAAGCACUUGGAGUGGACACCAAACAGGGUUUUGAAGGUUUGAUGGUGAAAUUGCAUAACGAUGUUAAGGGCCUGAUGAACUUACUCGAUAUUGCCAGAUCAGAGGCCGAAGAGGCUCUGCAGAAAAUCUCGCCCAAACCAAAAGCACCAAAACCGUUAAAGUCACCUGCAGAAUUCCUUCAAGAAAAUCUAGAAAAAUUACUAGGUAUAAAGCCAAAGGGCGAAAGCAUAGCCAAAGCCAUCAACGAUGAAUUAGUCACGAUUAAAAGAAGAGUUGCAGCAAUGGUAGACGACUUUACAGGGAUGUUUAGACCACUUGAUGAGGCGGCGAAUUCGGUCGAAGCCUCCUUUGCGGGAGUUAAGCGUCUCUCUGAAGAUCUUGCUAACGAUCACACCGGCAUUGCGCAAGAUGUACCAAAUUUGCGUCACCAAAUCACAGCACAACAGCUCAGAUUCAAACAUGUGGUUAACGCAAUUCAAAUUGCCGGGUUAACAGUUAAACUUGAUGGAUUAGGCAACGCUCUGGGCAAUGCCAAACAAAGUACUAUCCAAUACAUCCAAGACACGUCGCGCAGAUUUGGUGCAUUGACGGGCGAGCUCAACAGUCUCAGAAGAAAAUUGCAAGAAUCGAAAGGUAAUGAUAUAAUUUUUACGUUAUCGGAUCUUCUAAACUCCGGUAUAAAUGGGGCUGAAAAUACUUGGCCGGAUCAAACUGCGAAGGGAUUAAAAUAUAUUCAAAAGCGACUUAACGAAAUCAUAGGGACGGACAACGAGCUUAGCAACGACAACCCACCUACCACCGUGUUUGGCAUUAUUGCAGCAGCAAAUAAUUUCUACGCCCUGAUCGGCAAAGAGGUACAGAACACCAUAAGUGAGAUAUAUCACAAUGUGCAACAAAAAGUAGCGUCAGCUGCGACCAACAUUCACAAGAAGGCCACAUCUCUAUACGCCAAACGAAAGAACAUAGAACUUGAUGAUUUGAAAACAAUCGUUGACACGCAAAAACGUGCACUCGAUACGUUAAUUCGACAUGACAGAAACAAUGGCUUGAAAGGAUUAUUGACGAAACUGAACUCCGACGUGGAGAAUCUCGAGUCGGUGAAAAUAUCUGAGAUUUCGGAAACUUCGUCGCCGGAGACUUGUCUUUUAAAUUUUCAAACAUUAGUACAGAAAUUUAAAAAAUUUGUUAGUAUCAUCUUAUUCUAUAUUGGCGAUCAAGUGAGCACUCCCUCAUACUGCGGGCACGCAACUAAUGUCGAUGGUAUUAGAAAAAAAUUUGACAAUUUACUUACCCAUCUCCAUACUCAUAAUUCCACUCGUAAAUACAUUUUUGAUAAUUCUUUCACCAAAAAGCAUGAAUCCCUCUCCUCCUCCCUCACCUCUUUAUCCCCCUCCGCCUUCGCCAACCCCCGGCACCCGGAGCUGCUCGAUGCGGUUAGACAGGGGCUGCAGGGGUUUGUGCAGGAGAUGGGGAGGGUGUAUGUGAACAAAUACGAGGGGGGUGAUACAAUUAAAAGAUGGACACAUAGGGAAACUGGAGAUGUGGAAUUAACGGUUGAUGGCCGAAAUGGCGCAAAAAUAUUUUUGAGCAUACUCGAGAUACUUUUCCAUGAUUUGUCAAAACUGUUACAAGGAUGUGUUCCUCGUGGUGAUUCUCAUGGUAGAAAUAUACGCCUGAAUGACAUAAGUAACGACGGUAAUCAAACCAAAAACCCCCUUGGUAAAUGGCUGCACGAACGUGGAUACACGGUGUCAGACGAUGAGCAUACUCAGAACGGGGAGUUGGACAGGAGAAAGAAUGGUGCGGCCAUAGGUGCUUUAAUUGCAACCAUAAUUAGUAAAGCAAAUGAUGGGCAUCUUAAAACGUGCAAACCAGGUGGUAAAGCAAAAGACUUUAAUGUUUUAUACAUUCUCCGAUGCCUUACCAGUCACCUUGGCGCGUACUACAGCGUCUGUCACUAUCGGAUUCAUUUGAAGCCCAAAGCACCGCGUAAUAUCAAUGACAUGCUUCACUGGGUAUGCGGUUUAUGGCAUCACCCGAUGCUUACACCACUUAGGUAUUACGUCAUGGAAUUGUUCCCUAAGCCAAAGGGGAAGGAAAAGAUGACACAUAAAGAGAUUGGUUCCGACCAUCUGAUCUUAGAGGUACAUACCAAUGCGAAAAUUACAGCACGGGCACUUGACGCUAAACUGCAAACGGUUUGCGGUAACGCCCAUGAUAUCCUAGUUGCCAUCUUAGGUAACGGUAACGCCGAAGGCCGCUAUGCGUGCGAGUUUCGUAUCAACCCUGAUGGUCUGUCUUAUCCAGCAGAUCCCGCGCAAUGCUUAGACAUGUUGCUAGACAUACUCCGCCGAUUGUUCUUGCAGUUCAGGUAUUUAUCCAACCGCUGCAGUGUGGCUGCUGAACACUACGGUUGGCGUGAGUGUCACUACGGGAGAGAAAUCUCGACGACCAAAUCACACUGCGUCAACAGAUUGACGGACGAAGUAACGUGCCAACCAAACACUCAACCAACGUGCCAGGCUGCGUGCCAAGUUAACACCAAACCAAAUUGCCAACCAACUUCUCCCCUAAUGUCCUUGCUAAACGAUUGCUUACCGGGCCACCUACCGCAUAUAUUGGAAUCCGUUGGCUGCAAAGCUCAAUGUAGGACGUGCUCUCCCAGUACCAGUGGUAAGACAUGCCUUACGCCCUUCGGUUUCCGUGCCUUUACCGGAUCCACCAAAACGGGCGCGUACCUAUGUAACGUGCUCAAACCAUUCCUAAAUAAUGAUUAUGUCAAAUACCUGUGCGGCCUUCAGCCCAAACCCCCUAAGACGUUGCCAGAACAUUUCGGUUUUGCGUUGUCGCUGGUUAAGGGAUGGUCGAAUAUUUCUAAGUUCUCCGAAGACAAAAGAAAUAAAUACAGUUUCCAGUCGUCAUUUGAAUCACGCGUACGCGAUGUCUCCCUUAAGUUAUAUCCCGAUUCCUAUGAACUAACCAAAACAUUGAUGAAAGCGUAUGGAUCGACAGAAGUUUUGCAUGAAUAUUGCAAGCAUCCUCAUCUUGUCAAUUUCACUAGCUCAGAUAUAUGUCGUUACGAUGUUGCAGAUGUAGCCUGCGCUCCCUAUCUACAAUCGCUAUGCGCAGAUUCAUAUGAAUACAUGGCCAUCAACAACUGCAGCCUGUACCUAUCGUGGGCCAUAUACCUUUCAUGGGAUUUCUGGCAAUUGCUGAACAAUUUGUACAACGACUUCUGCAACAUAUUCUGUGCCGAUUGGGGUUGCCGCGGCUGCUUGAGAGGCGAUACGUGCAAGAAAGGAUCGCAUGGUCUUACUGACGAAAAAAGCGGGAACCCACGUUGCCAGUGUUCAUCAAUAGUGGAUUGUAAAGGCGUGUCACCGACGCUGUACCGAUAUGGAUUCAGUUUCUGUGACGCUGUCAAAUUGAAUGAUGAUAAAUAUAAAAAGAAGUGUGCCGAUUUCUGCACUCAAUUAAAUAAAUUGCUAAAUUCCAAAUAUUUCACCGACCUAUUCGACACGUGCGACAAAUUCAUUUUUACAAUCCGCGCCCCCUUCAUCUGGCUCAAUGUAGCACUCUGGCUCCUCUCUUUGUUGUACCUCCUCCAAAUCAUGGUCAUCCGCCUCGACCUGCUCCACAUCAAAUCGCAUUUACAUAGCCCCUCAUCGCAUCGUAUCGCUGCUCAAUCACUACUCGCCGCGGCACGUGUUAACAAGCUUAACAGGGUGUUUUAUCUGCAACCUUAA